AUGCAGGCCAACGACGACUUGUCAGCCCUCUUCUCCCGCAACCUGACCUUUAACCCUGAACUACAGCCCCGGGUUCAGGCCCAGGCUCAAGCCCAGUCCAUGGUCCCCAAGUCUAUGGUCGAUGAGCCCCAGCAAGCUACGCAGGACCGCACCAUCGAGACCUCCAAGUCGACCCCUGAGCCCAUCGUUUACUCCAUCUCUCAGCACUACAUCCACUCGUAUCACGUUCCCCAAGAACCAGCCGAGCCUCAGCAACAGCCGGUGCAAGUCCAAGAGCCACAGCGGCGCUCUUCUGAGCCACCUCAGUCCGAUCAGCUCACCCCCGAGGUUGUCCUGGCCCAGCAUGGUGUGAACCCUGCAGUUCUAUCCCCCUCUCAGAUCCAACUGUUCCGCAUCUCCGAGAUGCCCCAGAAGGAACGUCUGGUCGAGCUCUGGCGCGUUGCCCCGCCCACUAGCAACGACGACAACCCCGCUCUCGCUUGGACGAGCACCACGGUCGAGCAGGAAGAGCUCUGGGCUCGACUCCGCUACGAACGCAUGAUCGAGGCCGAGAGGCAGACAGCUGUCAUGAGCCUCGACGGCACGGCGGUCCAGUCCCAGAGCUCCGACGGCCGCUGGCUGGCCACCAACAUCAGCCAGAACGUUGAGCCGUACAUGAUGUCGGGCUACGAGGAGCUCAUGAGACGAGAGAAUGAGCGUCAAGCUCCGAAGCCCAAGGAUGUCUACUCGCCCUACGGCUCGUCGGUCGGUGGUUACAGUCAGGCCACCGAUCCCGUUUACAAGAGCACGGGCCAGGACUGGUCGCGGCUGCAGCAGGAGCAACAACUGCAGAUGCAAAUGGAGAACCAGUACGGCUCGUACCAGCAGCAGCAGUUUGGCGGGCCGGUCGGUAACGUCGAGGCCAUGGACGUCAUGUGA
Verticillium dahliae VdLs.17 is the source of this 918-nucleotide messenger RNA. RefSeq lists its product as uncharacterized. The record is from RefSeq and is a predicted model, not a curated record. Bases 1 to 918 code for a protein of 305 amino acids. The transcript has a single exon. NCBI's taxonomy places the organism in Eukaryota, Fungi, Ascomycota, Sordariomycetes, Glomerellales, Plectosphaerellaceae.